Peromyscus eremicus (cactus mouse) is the source of this 2664-nucleotide messenger RNA. It is a transcript of the gene Armc7, whose product is annotated as armadillo repeat containing 7. The transcript is spliced from 3 exons. The coding region runs from base 294 to 890 and encodes 198 amino acids. Lineage: Eukaryota; Metazoa; Chordata; Mammalia; Rodentia; Cricetidae. Gene Ontology annotation, molecular function: protein binding. The record is from RefSeq and is a predicted model, not a curated record.
GCGGUGUGGAGAGCGCUGUGGGGGGUGUGUCUCUGGUUCCAAAUCGCCACAGCUUUUUGUCACCCGGCUUGAAUUCGGUGUUCAAACCGGCUCUGACAGCAUUCUGAGAUCCAUCCCCAUCCCCAUAUCUCAUCUCCAGCUGCCAAUCACUGCAGACUCCGAACCCAGGACCGGACAGAGUUUGCCGCCUGCCGCUCGGUCGUCCCCGGGACAGGUCAGGGUGCCGGCGAGGGUUUCGCGCGGCCUUGUGGCCUCUUCCCACCCGUCCUCCCGGCUCCUUCGUCGCUCCAACCAUGGCACAGAAACCCAAGAUAGACCCCCACGUCGGGCGGCUGGGGUACCUGCAGGCGCUGGUCACUGAGUUCCAGGAGACGGAGAGCCAAGACGCCAAGGAGCAGGUCCUCGCCAACCUUGCCAACUUCGCCUAUGACCCGGGCAACUACCAGUAUCUGCGGCAGCUGCAAGUGCUAGACUUAUUCCUCGACUCGCUGUCAGAAGAGAAUGACACUCUAGUGAAGUUUGCUAUUGGGGGCCUCUGUAACCUGUGCCCGGACAAGGCCAACAAGGAGCACAUCCUGCAGGCCGGAGGCAUCCCGCUCAUCACCAACUGCCUGUCCAGUCCUAACGAGGAGACGGUGCUAUCUGCUGUCACCACACUCAUGUACUUGAGUUCACCCGGCACCAGCCCCCAUCCCGAGCUCACCUCCUUGCCCGUGGUCCAGUGCAUGCUGCGCUUUUCUCUCUCAGCCAACACAAGGCUCCGGAACCUGGCCCAGAUCUUCCUAGAAGACUUCUGCUCCCCAAGCCAGGUGGCUGAGGCCCGCAGCCAGCAGGCCCAUUCAGCCCUGGGUAUCCCACUGCCAAAGACUGAGGCCCCACAACAGCCCUGAUCCAAGGAGACCCCAAGACCCUAUCACUUUCUGUCUGAGAUUAGUCCUGUCAUAGGCAUAGGAAGCACCUUGAGCCCAUCCUGCCCAAGGGAUGCCUGGUCAGCUGUAUGCAAGGUACAGUCUCUGAGCAUGGCGGGUAUUUUUGGCUAGGAGAAGCCAUAGGAAUGAAGAAGCCAGACCUGAGAUGCUUAGAGGAGAAAACCAAAAUUGUUAUGGCCUUCAAGGAGUGGCACUGCCAACAACUGCAGACAGCAGACACCUCUGGUGCCCCAGUGCCCAGCUACACCUCAUGUAGAAAGCCUUGUGAGAGUGGCCAGUAACAGGAGUGUCCAGAGUGACGUCGAUGACUAGAGAUCAGUUGGCCUUAUUAGCUGGGAAGGUGCUGUGUGGUAACUCCUCUAGCACUGAGGCUGGGCAUUUGGGCAUGGCAGACAUUGACUUGGACAGCUCUGUAGCCCAGAAACAAAUGUCCACACAACCCGGCCUGGCACCAUGUGAGGAAUGCAAAGAUGAAGUCUCUGCCCUUGGAUGUCACACCUGAAGGACUAGUAACCAGAUGGCCAUCAGGCAUUAGUUCAAGGCCCAGGAGUUAAGCUCAGAAUAAAGACGGGACCAGGGGUGGAGGUGCAUACCUUGUCCCUUUGGAGAGGCCCUACAUAGAUCCUAGGACAUGGUCAGAAAGACAGCGACUUCAGCUCCCCUUGUGACCAGGCUGUGGACCCCUCAUAUACCAGCUGCCAACUGUGGCAUCCCUGUCCCUUCAGAAAAGUUGCUCUGGCCCCCUCUGCCUGUGAUCAGAUCUUCUGACACUGGAAUAGGAGCCCUGGAUUUGAACCCUUCAUGGCUAUCCAGAUCUGCUUCUCGCUGUUCUCCAGGAACCACCAGCUUCCAGGGCAAAUGUCAACCCAUUAGGACUCUGACAGAUAGAUCUUCAAUAAAGACACCUAGAACUAGAUGCCGGAGGAGCGCAGUGGCCAAACCUGUAAUCCAAUCACUUGAGAAAUGGGGGGUAGUCAUAAGUUUGAGACUAGCCCACCUAGUGAGUUCCUGGCCAACUUGGGCUAUGACCUGUCACAAAAGGAAGAAGCAGGGUCCCAAUAAUGUCAGAAGAACAGCAAGAUCCUGUAGCUGGUGACUCCCUCCCUCCUGUGCCAGUGAAAGAAAAAUGAAGCUGGGGGGAAAGUGAAGAGGGUGGACCUGAUGAGAAGUUGGGGUUCAGGAAAAAUGGGGGGUCCCCACUAGAUGGGCAACUAAAAGCUGUGUUAGAGGGAGGAGAUCUACAAGGGUGUGGAAUUGGGGCUGUCUGUACAGCCACUAGAUGAGGGAAGGAAGAGGCCUCUUUAUCAGAACCACCGUUCUCUACCCCACCCCCGAGCACGGGCCCUUUCCUCUCCUAAGAGAAGGGUCUUCAAAGAACUAAAGCCUCGCUUUUGGUUUUCAUUUUUAUUAAAAAUCUCCUGAUUUUCCCGUUGUAUUUCUGUACCAGCCCUGCUCCUUCUGGGUGCAGCCAUCUUGAGAAGGGCCAGAUGGCGGAGUCUGUUCAAGUGGAGGUUACCGUGGCUCCCUGCCUGGAGAAAGUCACUUGUGCGUGCAGGCUCCUGUUGACACACCUCAGGGUCCUUCACAGGCCGGUUCGCUUGCUAUCUAUGAUGCCCCUCCAGUUAUCACUCCAGGAAAGCAGCCGUCUCCUGGUGGGGGGCAGGGCCAGGUGCUGAUUGUGGCAGCAGGUGAACAAGAUGUGCUCCCAGCUUGGGGUCUCCUCGAGGCCUGCAGC